AUGAAAUCUGUAAUUUGUUUCGUGUUAUUGGCUGUUGUGAGUGUGGCGCUCUGUGAUACCGUUCCACAUUCACGGGGGUGUAUAUACAUUAUGGGAAGGUGUGACAGAGAAUGUGAGGAGGGUACUCAAGCUUAUGCUCUUGGAUGUGGUUAUUUGACAAAGGAGGCGACAUGCGAUGAACCAAAUCCCCAACCAGACACGCGUGGGAAGAUUUGUGACUUUUCUGCUUGCUACUGCGCUCCUCCGACUGUCAGGGAUACUGUAACCAAGAAAUGUGUCCCACUUGAAGAAUGCACCAAAAAGGAAUAA
This is a messenger RNA of Parnassius mnemosyne (clouded apollo), 309 nucleotides long. Lineage: Eukaryota; Metazoa; Arthropoda; Insecta; Lepidoptera; Papilionidae. The record is from the annotation of a GenBank genome assembly.